AUGUGGGCGAAAUUCAGCAGCGCUCUCAAGCAACGCCCCAGUACUCCAUCCUUGGCUGAAGACCAAGACGACCAGCCCUCUCACGCCGACGUCCUUUCCAGCGUGUACGAACAACAUCCCAACCUCUCCGUAUUUCACCAGCAAGAUGAACCUACCGAAGUCCCUUUCCCAUCUCCGAGCCCGCCAUCUUCUCCCUCGCUUACUGGCCGACGCAACAUUUUCAGGCGACCUAAGCCAUCUCGCAUCGACACCGCUGCAGAACCAGCCACAUCUUCCCCCAUCUUGUCGCCACUUACACUGCCGAAGAAAGUAAAGUCAUCUCUUCAAAACCUUUCUAAUGUCUCCGAGCUCUCACUCAACCGGCCAUCUAUAGAUUCAGCACAGCGUCCUUCGCCAGAUUCAGCUCGACUAUCACCGGCGUCCGCCUCCGACAUCAAGUUUGGCUCCUUGAGGUCCAUGGUUCGCACUCGCUCAUCCGGGAGCUCCACGCAUUCGCAACAAUCGUCCCAGGAGUCAACCCAAGCACAGCCCAUCACACCAGUGACAGACGUCAAGUUCAGAUCAUUGAGGGUAGCAACCUCGUCAGCAGACUCAAUGCAUUCGCAACGGCCGUCUCAGGACUCGAUCUCAGCGCCACCCAUUACACCGACUACCGACUCAAAAUUUGGUUCUCUCCGCUCUAUCCUGCGUGACCGCAAAACGCCCGCCACAGGUCAGAGCGUGCGCUUCUUCUCCCGUGAUGCCUACAAGGUCAUCACUCCAGAUGUGUCGGCGACGAGCAGCGAGCCGGACGAGAUUUCUUUCGCUGCUCGCCUUCACCGCGCAAAGCAUUCAUCGCGUCCGGCCGCGCAAGAGUUGUUUUCGACGCCGACUACACCUUCGCUCAUGGUCCCCAUUUCACCUCCUCACGUAUCCAACAUCUUCGACCUUUCGACAGAUGCUGAGUUGCCCACUAUUCCCAUAGGAGAAGAAGUGCCGCUUCUCGACAGUGCGAUCGAGAUCUCAGAAGCAGAGGUAGAAGAGACUGCGAACACGGAGUCUCGCCCGCCGACGCCACCAGCCAAAUCUACACCUGCGUCGUCGCAUGUGCAGCAUGACCGCAGCCAGUCAUUCAGUUUUGGGCAAACCGUGUUCCGUUCUCCAGAGACAGUGGAUGUCUCUCGGGCGUCGUCUACAGGGUCUAUCUCGAAGGCCAACCGUAGCCGCGCGCUGAGCGACACAGUGUUUCACUCGUAUUUGCAGUCACCUCUGGUUGGGUUGGAGAAUAAAGGGCCACCUGAGGCGGAUAUCAACGAUACGUCUGGAGCCAUGGUCGUGUAUGGAUCGCCAGAACAGGAGAAGCGAGAGAAGGAUCCGUUUGGAGCCAACGCGACAACCUAUUACACACCCGGUACGGUGUUGCCGCCGACGCCUCCUCAGGCGCAGCGAGAGGGCCACGGGCGAAAAGCUUCGCGUGAAGAGAAUCUGAUCCUCUCGCUGCGCACCCAGCUCGCGUUACAGUCAGAACUGUGCGUGCAGUUUGAACUCGAUCUGAGUGCGCGAGACGAGUUAGUGCGUGUGCUGAGCUCGCGGCUGGAUGAUACCGAACGUGAGUGUGAGCGGCGGAAGAGUAUUGUGAAAAGCUGUAGGAAGCGAGUAACGGAGCUAGAGAGGUGCGUGCAGGGCUUGCAGGACGAGGUCGACAGGAGCAGGGAAGAGAGUAUGGAGCGAAGUGUGAUGGACGAGGCGAGUGGGGAGGCCCUGAGGAUGCUGCAUCGCAGGAUUGAGGAGCUUGAGCGUGAUCGGGCGGAGAGCGAUAGGCGUGAACAGCAGGCGAAGGAAGAGGUUUGCGAGAGGGAGUAUGAGUUGGCGCAGGCCAAGGAGGAGCUGGCCAGGAGGGACGAGAGCGAGCGCGAAUUAAAGGCAGGCAUCGCGGCCGCGAAGGAAGAAAUGGAGCAGAUGGGCGAGCUGACAGGGAAUCACGAUGCGAUCACCAGACAAAUUCAGUUCAACAACGCCGAGGCAGCGUGGAGCGAAGAGCGCGAACGCUUGCUUAAGGAGAGCGAAUUGCUUCACAAUGACCAAGCUGCAGCCCAAGCGCAACUCGCGGAUGCACGUGAAGAGAUCGUCCGCAAGGAUUCCGAGAUCAAUGUCUUGAAGGCGGAGGUCGAAGCACAGUGGAGACACACAGAAGAGGCUAGCGAGAAAACGCAAGAGCUGGCGGCGCAACGCAACGAGUUGCGUGGAGAGGUUGAAGCCCUCAACGAGCGUAUCUCCGCCAUGGAGGUCGACUGGAGCCAAAAUGAGAACCGAAAGGCUAACCUCGAGGCUGAGAUUCAAGACCUGUUCGCUGAGAAAGAGGAUCUGGAACGUGAGCGUACUGAGCUCGAGGAUCAACUUCGUAGUGAGCACGAACACUCUGAACACUUGACGCAAGCCCUGCAGGAAUGUGAAGAUCGCGUAUCGACCCUCGAGCAGGAACGGCAAUAUGCUGUCGAUAGGGCAGCCCGCUUCGAGGCGCAACUCAAGCAGCGAGAUAUGGAGACAAUCCAGCUUGCCGAACGGGCUGCUGAUCGCGAGAAGGACACGGAAGAAGCACAAGAGGAGAUGGCUCGGAUGAAGCGCGAGCACGCUCGCAUCGUCAAUGAGCAGAGCCGUACCUUGCAGGAUGUCGUCGCGCGCGAGGUCGAAGCACGCGCCGGACUUGAGUCAUUCGUCAGGGAGAAGGCGGAAGCGGAUGUCCAUCUUGCCUCAUUGAAGGAGCGACUCACCGCGCUUCAAGAAGAGACGGAACGUCUCCGACGUCAAGUACAUUCGCUGCAGCAAGAGAGUGCGGACAAGGAAGUCAAGUUAGCAAAUUUGGCUAAGCAGCGCGCCCAAGAUAAGGAAGACAUUCAAGGUUUAAACAUUGCCUUGGAUUCGAAGCAGCAGGAGCUUGAAUUGCUGAAACGCCGUAUUGGGGUUCGUGGGACUGCAGGCGGCACACCCGCUCAGGCUACCAAAGCCCCUCACCACCGUCGAGAAUCCUCAAUCUUUGGAACACCGAACAUCGCAGGCUCCAGACCGUCUUCAGCGCUGUCUGAUACAAACAGUACUGCGAAGGAGCGAAAACCGACUGACACACCUUCAACUGUUACAAAAGCAGCACUGGCGAAGAGCAUCCGCGCAAAUGUUACAGGAUCUGCCACUGUGACUACAAAGCGGUCACUGGAGGGUGCAAUGGGCCCGCCGCCCCUCCGUGCCUCGUCAACGACACCUGGGCCUACACCUACGCGUAUUCCUUCCGCAUCUUCGACUCGUACUCCGACUUCCACAGCGCCGAGUUCAUUUGGCAAAGCGACACCUACCCUCCAGCGCCGUAUGUCGGCGACGUCAAGUCUGGAACCUUCGCGGUUGCGAACGGCGAGGACCAGUCGCGAGCCGCUUGCCUCGGCUAGCGAGAGUGACGAAAAGGAGAAGGAAAACACGGUGCCAGCUGCGAAGACGAGGCGUAUGAGUGUCGCGGCGGCAUAG
Fibroporia radiculosa is the source of this 3492-nucleotide messenger RNA. RefSeq lists its product as uncharacterized. The record is from RefSeq and is a predicted model, not a curated record. The coding region runs from base 1 to 3492 and encodes 1163 amino acids. The transcript has 4 exons. Lineage: Eukaryota; Fungi; Basidiomycota; Agaricomycetes; Polyporales; Fibroporiaceae.